This is a messenger RNA of Aspergillus candidus, 479 nucleotides long. RefSeq lists its product as uncharacterized. The record is from RefSeq and is a predicted model, not a curated record. The coding region runs from base 62 to 409 and encodes 115 amino acids. Lineage: Eukaryota; Fungi; Ascomycota; Eurotiomycetes; Eurotiales; Aspergillaceae. The transcript is spliced from 5 exons.
CACAUUGCUCUGUUUAAUACUUGUUAAAUACUCCACUCAAGAUAGUUAAUUUAUCGUCAACAUGCUUUUCUCCAAGACUGCAAUCGUCGCGUUCGCCCUGGGGGUUACUUCAGCCUAUGCUGCGAAUACCGUCCCCGUCUACGUCAAGCUCGUCGGCCAAGACGACGGUAUCAAACUCGAUGUCCCGUACGACACUUGCACGACGGUGGACUUGAAAGACGAUGUCGAGGCCUACCAGAUGGUUCCCGCGGAUGAUGGGUCGUUCCCCGACUGUGUCGCUUUUGUAACCGAGGACUGUUCUGGACCGCAUCAAGCCCCCUGGGUGCAUGGUGGCGGUGUGCUUGAACCCGCGCAGUUCGUGGGCUCGCUGAAGUGUGAGCCUUCAACGACCCCUCCUAUGGAAGGUUGAUUGUACGUGCUAUCCAUUGGCUCACCUGUCGCUACUCGUACUGUGUUUGAGAGAAUUCGAUAUUGCUGCU